Messenger RNA from Malaclemys terrapin pileata, 1650 nucleotides. Its product is annotated as basic proline-rich protein-like. Lineage: Eukaryota; Metazoa; Chordata; Testudines; Emydidae. Bases 141 to 1082 code for a protein of 313 amino acids. The transcript is spliced from 2 exons. The record is from RefSeq and is a predicted model, not a curated record.
CCGGGCCCCCAGGCUCCGCCCCAGUCCCACUACCAGCCGGGUCCCCAGGCUCCGCCCCAGCCAGGCCCGCAGCUCCGGCCCCACUAGCGCCUGGGGCCCCAGCCCGAGCAGCAGUGAGGCCCCACAGCUCAACCACAUCGAUGACCUCACUGGCCUCUGUCUCAGUCCCUUUGACCAUCCCUCCCUCAGACCCAGUCACAGGAGUGAUAAGUAACGGCCUGAUCCUACUGAACCCGGCAACCUUGCCCCCGGGCACCAAGAUCAUCCUUCAGAUCCCACCCCAGAUGGUUGUGCCCCCAAAGGACACGGGCACGGGAGCCGGGAGUACCAACACGUGUACUCUGCAAGGACCAGUACCCAGGAGGAUGCCAGAGCUGCGCCCAGCCCCAGCCAAAGCUCAGCGGCCAGCAGGAGGGCAGCUCAGUGAUCUCACCAGCAGGAUGUCAGCAGAGAAGGGCAACGGGCCACACGCUCCACCAGUGCCAGCCCCAUCCCCACCCCUGCACCCCUCGCCACCAUCAGCCCCCCUGCACUCCCCACCACCAUCAGUCGCCCUGCAACCCUCACCUCCCUCAGCCCCACCACUGCUAGCUCCCCCACGGCCCCUGCACCUGAUGCCGCUGCCAGCCCCACCACCCCCCUCAGCCCCUCCACAGGUGCCAGCCCCCUCAGAGGAGCUCUGGGCUGAGCAGGGAGCGUGGCACAAACCCUAUAACUUCCGCCAGUCCCAGCCCCAAGGGAAAUACACUGAGGAGGGAGCAGGGGAGGGCAGUGACGCCGGGGGAAGCUCUGGGGAGGACUGGGCAGGGGAGAGCGGGGCUGAAGAGGACGAGGAGCUGGAGCCUGUCCCCCAGGGGAAGAGGCGAGGGCGGCCCCCUAAGAAGCGAAGGCGAGGCCGGCCCCCCCUGGGCCCCUACAUCUGUGUGGUCUGUGCCAAGCGCUUUGUGUACCAGCGGUCGCUGAAGCAGCACAUGCGGCUGCGCAGGCACUAUCCCUCCUGCCACCAGUGCCACAGCACCUUCAGCGAUCUCCACCAGCUGCAGCUCCAUGUGCUCAGCCACCGGGGGGAGGGCAUGGCGUGAGCAGCCAUGAUGUCUGGCCUGGCACUACGGUGCCCAACCAUCCCCCCCAGCCCCUGGGCGGGGGCCCUCAAUGCAAAUACCCCCUUGCUCUGUCCCUGCACUCCCACCCCCUUGCAGAGCAGGCAGCUUGUUGGGCUGUUUGGACUGAGCAGUCUUCUUUGGCCUGGCCGCCUAUGUGCCAUUCUGCCCUGGCCCCCAUUGCCAUCCUCAGGUUGGACUCCCCUGUGUCGCUGGGGGCAGGGCAGGGCCUCGUCUCUCAUGAAAUGCUGCUGCCUCAGCUACUCCACUGCAUAAAAAGCAGCCCUGUGGCUGGGGGGCUGCGUGUCCUUUGUGCGUCAGUGGUUGGGGCAGGGUUGGCAGCAGGCCUAAGGCAGGGGCCCCUCUGCUGGGGUGGAGGGCAGCUCUUUCCCUCUCCCCCUUCGCUCCUUGGCCCAGGGUAUCACCUCCAGGAACUGGGCUCAGACUAGGGACUUGUUUUUUCAUGUCCCCCUGUAUGGCAGAACUUGGACCCAAGAGUGGAAAGGCCCCUGCCCAGCCCCUCUGCCUUAAGGAGUCAGGUGGAGCAAGA